Molecule: messenger RNA, 762 nt
Organism: Cylindrotheca closterium
Lineage: Eukaryota; Bacillariophyta; Bacillariophyceae; Bacillariales; Bacillariaceae
Source: the annotation of a GenBank genome assembly
AUGCUGUUGACUAUUAAUAUGAAUGAUCAGACGGCUACUCAAGUCGCAAUGUGCCGACGACGGACCGAAAUUAAUGGCAUCAUGGCACGAGAGCGGCAGGAGAUUUGCGCAACAGCUUUUAUGCAGCUUGGGACCAGAACCCCUUCAAUGAAGAAAAAUGCGUCUACACUCAUCCAGAUCCAAAAUAAUUUCCAGAGGCAUGGGCCUUGUACAAGACUACAUACUCGUUUGUUAGCAAGACAUGCUGCUAUUGCCGUGAACCAGUCGGUGAUGAAUCGAAAACGGUUUGCUCGCAAUAAAUGUACCAUGGCAUGGUAUUGCGACUUGAACUGCCAAAAAGCUGAUUGGAAGGCACACAAAAAGUGUUGUAAGAAAUUGAAACGGGGAGUCGAUCUCGUACUUGGAUCUGGCAAACGGAAACUUGUCCCCUAUCCUCUUGUCGAACAAACCGGUUUUGUGGAGGACUUUGAUGAGUCCAAGAAUCAAAUGAAUCAAGUUCCAGCGAAUGGCAGAGACCGUUUCGAUUAUGAAUAUGCCUGGGAAUACCACGGAGUGGACGAACUGGAUCCCACGAAACGGGUUUGGAAAAAGUAUCCUCCACUGAUAUCCUAUUCGAUCGAAUGUCUACGGGAUCUAGGCUCACCCGCCUACAUAUAUAUCGCCCCAACGACCACGAUAGUGAAGGCAUGGAACAAUUUGCGCCGUUUCCAAAACAGACUCCACCUGGCCGAGCAACACGACACGUAUAUUUUGAUUGUCUAA